Molecule: messenger RNA, 1878 nt
Organism: Morone saxatilis (striped sea-bass)
Lineage: Eukaryota; Metazoa; Chordata; Actinopteri; Moronidae
Product: heme transporter hrg1-A-like
Exons: 3
Coding region: 317-751 (144 amino acids)
Biological process (GO): heme transport
Cellular component (GO): lysosomal membrane; plasma membrane
Molecular function (GO): heme transmembrane transporter activity; heme binding
Source: RefSeq, a predicted model, not a curated record
CUGAUGACGUAUAGAAAAAACACCACACUUUCCAUCAGAAACGCUUUGUCAUGUUUCACACUUAAACCCCCGUGUGUGUGUGUGUGACAACAACUAUUAGUCAGCAGGUCGCAGUUUCUGUCCUGUUGGGCAGUUUGAAGAUCAACCGGAUGCAGUUGUUUUGAAAUUACUGAGGUCCCUGUUUUCUCUCUCUCUCUCUCUCUCUCUCUCUCACACACACACACACACACACUUGCUCCUCGUCUGGUCGUGCUCGUGUCCCCGCUUUUCUUAACACCUUAGUGUUGUUGUUGUUGUUGUUGUUUUUGUUGUGAUAAUGGCUGUUAAUAAAACAUACAUUAGUAUCGGGUAUGCAUCGUGCGGCGUGCUCGUGGGCUUCUCCGCUUUCCUGGUGUGGAACAUCGCGUUCAGACAGCAGUGGACUGCAGCCAUGGGAGGACUGUCAGGCGUGCUGGCACUUUGGACCCUGAUCACUCACAUCAUGUACCUGCAGGACUACUGGAGGACCUGGCUGAAGGGCCUUAAGUUCUUCUUGUUUAUCGGUGUCUUCUUCUCUCUGUUGGCAGUCGUGGCCUUCAUCACUUUCAUGUCUAUUGCCGUCAAAAACAAGGACUCCCUGACUGACCCUCGGAGCCUCUACCUGUCCUGUGUGUGGAGCUUCAUGAGCCUCAAGUGGUCCUUCCUGCUCGCCUUGAGCGCUCACCGCUACCGCAAAGAGUUUGCUGAUAUCAGCAUCCUCAGUGACUUCUAAGGGCAUCGCGUAACUACACAGACUUUGGAGUACACUCACUGUGCUGGUCUCCCAGCCUGCGAGUGUCGCAGCCUAAACGUGAUGAAGGGCAUUUGAAGAGGAAUCAGAGGAUGAGUUGAAAUACUUUGUGUUGUGGAUAAGCAACCUGACGCUGGUUACUCCUUUGUCUACUUGGCCACCGUUUCCUGCAAACCUCCUCUCUUUUUUUAUGAUGUGUGCAGGGUUUGUUGUUGACUUUACAGACAAUCCAGUGCUGUUUUCUAUGAUCCUUGAUAGAUUUUGCAUUUUCACUUCCUUAGCACCCAGUUUAGUCGUACAUCUGCACAAGUUCCUCCUGGCGAAAUAAAUCCAAUACAUGGUAAUUUUUAAACCAUGAGUCUGAGUGAAGGGAAUUGCGGCAUUGUAACACACUCCUCAGUGGUAAUAAUCACUUGUAGUUUCAUGUUGUGGCCACAAGAGGGUGUCACCUUUCCAACAAUUAAUCACCAUGUACAGUAUGUGUGCUUGACAUCCCAACUUUCAUCUACGUAUCCUAUUUAAUUGUUUCUGGUUUAAUGAAUGAUGAAGAGAUUUUUUUUUCCCAUCACCAGUUGCACAUACAGUGGUCAGGUGAUCUGCAUAUCACAAGGCAUCAUCAAUCCUGUGGUGAAUACAACACUUUAAAGUUGAUGUACAUCAGGGUCUUGCAGAGGAGAGGUCACCCAAAAUCCUGCAGCAUCAACAUGAAGGCUUUCAUAUGCAGUUCCAAAUAAGCACCACAUGUCCUGGUUUAAUAUAUUUCUGAACCACAGAGGGGCAUUUUUAAUGUAAAAGAAUGAUUUUUGUAUUAUUUGUAUCAGUGUGAUAAAAACACUUAAAGAAAAAAUAACUGAGUGUGAAAAUGAGCCUCAGUUAUGGCUUUAAUUCACAGCAGUAGUGAUACCACUAAUGUGCAUGCAUGUUGCUUUGUGUCCUCAUCUGAACCAUUUAUGACAUUUCUAUUGUUGCUUAAAGAGAUUAUUUUGCUGGAUUUCCUUUAAAUGUUUAUCUCUGUACAUUACUGUGUCAGAAAUUAAGAGUGAUACAUGUGAAUACACACCAGUGUGUCUGAGAGUCACUUUAAUAAAACAUGUUUUUUUUUUUACGUC